This is a messenger RNA of Plectropomus leopardus (leopard coralgrouper), 728 nucleotides long. It is a transcript of the gene fgfbp2a, whose product is annotated as fibroblast growth factor binding protein 2a. Gene Ontology annotation, molecular function: growth factor binding. Lineage: Eukaryota; Metazoa; Chordata; Actinopteri; Perciformes; Serranidae. The record is from RefSeq and is a predicted model, not a curated record. Gene Ontology annotation, biological process: cell-cell signaling.
AUGUGGACCCAGGACAGCGCUCUGCUGCUGCUGCUCGCCUGCUGCCUUUGGUCAGCGGACGCUCAGGGUGACAGGAGACAAAGCAUCUGGGAUGAUCCCAUCAAAUUCAGCACCAAGGCCAAGGACGUGUGCACCAUGAUCAUCACCGGUUACAGGGAAUACACCAGGCUGAGGCUGUCCUGCCAGAGCAACAAGCGCUCCUAUUGGUGUGAAUACAUCGGAAAGCCUUACACCUGCCGCCCCUACAACAAAGACCCCCGUCACUACUUCGUCCAGAUGAUGUGGGGCCUCAGGAAGCUCCACAACGCCUGCCAGGCGCCAAAGCAGAUCAAACCAUUCAUGUGCAGGAAGGCAUCUGAUGACUCUCAAAUGGUAUUCUCAUCCGCUUCUUUCUCCCAGUCAACGGCAGAGGCUUCCACAGGGACAGGAGCAAAACCAGCAGAACAGCCUGCCAGACCUCCACCACGUCCUGCACCCACGAGGCCUGACUCUGGGAGACAAGUCCCGCCAGGAGUAAGGACCACUCAAAGAGCCAGUCCACAAACAACGCCACCUCCUGUCGAGAGCAACGCUAAGAGGAUAGCUCGGCAGUACUGCUGGAGGUCACUUCAAGGCAUCUGCGCCUACUUCAUCGGUUUGUUUCGAAAAUAACGAGGAAGAUUUACAAGUCUGAUGAAGAUAACUUCUGAUGUCUGAUGAAAGCCCUUGGAGGGAAAUCCUACACCAGC